UCAUGAAAUAUUUGCUCAGAGGGAUCAGAGGCAUCGCUGCAGAAUUCACUAUCGACAUCUGACUGUUCCAGCUUUGAUGGUUGUGUCACUCCUUAGCAUUCUACUUUUCAAGCUGGUUCUACUAUAAUUACUUGCACAGGAUCUCCCCCAAACGCUUGAGCUGCGCCACUGAGAACGUAUGAGCUCAUGGCUGUGGUGGCACUUCAGAUCCUUGGGCUGGUCAUGGGAGUGCUGGGCUGGAUCCUGGACACUGUCGCUACCAGCUCGCAGACCUGGAAGGUGUCCACCAAGGUCGACUCUGUGAUCACGGCCAACUGGGUGUUUGAGGGCCUGUGGAUGCAAUGUGCUGCUACUGCACUGGGGUCCAUCCAGUGCAAGAAGUUCCCCACUGUGCUGGGCUUGGAUGCUUAUAUCCAGGGAUGCCGGGCGCUGAUGAUCAUUUCUCUGGUCCUGGGUCUGGUUGCUGUAAUCGUGUCAAUGAUGGGACUGAAGUGCACCAAGAUUGGCAGUUCCAGCGAACAAGCCAAGGGAAAGAUUGCUUUGGUGGGGGGAAGUCUCUUCAUAACUGCAGGUUUGACUUGUUUGGUGGCUACGUCAUGGUAUGCCUCCCAGGUUGUUAAAGAGUUCUAUGACCCCUUCUAUGGAGGCACUAAGUUUGAGCUGGGGGCAGGACUCUACAUAGGCUGGGGUGGUGCCUGUUUGGGUAUCCUGGGAGGCGCAUUUCUUUGCUGUUCCUGCCGAAGAGGAACCACAGUUUCUAAAAGGGGAUAUGACUACUCAAUUGCAGGUCAAAAUGCCCAGAAGAUCUACAAGACCUCCCAACCUUCCGAAGUUUCUAAAGCCUAUGUUUAGUCUGUUGUCUUUCAGCCUUGUUCCUUAUCGUGUCGCUUUCUUACUUUUUGUUACACUUUUGACAUUUUUUGUGAGGGGGGAGUGGGGGGAUAAUCACCAGCAUUUAAAAGAAAUAAUUUCAACUACAAAUUACAGAAACACAAUGUACUAAUUUCUUGGCUGUGUGUGAACCUUUCAAUAAAAUUUAAUUAAGUUAU
Molecule: messenger RNA, 1049 nt
Organism: Lepisosteus oculatus (spotted gar)
Lineage: Eukaryota; Metazoa; Chordata; Actinopteri; Semionotiformes; Lepisosteidae
Gene: cldn15lb
Product: claudin 15-like b
Biological process (GO): bicellular tight junction assembly; cell adhesion
Cellular component (GO): plasma membrane; bicellular tight junction
Molecular function (GO): structural molecule activity
Source: RefSeq, a predicted model, not a curated record